GCUAUGAUGGAUUACACUUGCACUUAGCUAUGACACAAUGGCGGGAAGAAACAGCGAUCGUCUGUCUUGGUUGACAAGUGACAAAGAGAAUGACAAAGCCCCUGUUGGUAAUGCUAGAGCUAGUAUUUAUGAGAAGUUCAAGUUAUGGGGAUUACUUAGUGAAACGGAAGCUGAGAAUGCCGAGAGAUACUACACAAGGAAGAUGGCAGACACUUUUGUCAUCACUGGAACUCGACCUCCUUCUUCUUCUUCAGGAAGUCGGCCUCGCAGCGGCUACCGUAAAGUGAGCAACACAGCGGAAGUGGACGAAACUCUGUUUAGAUCUCACAAUUUUACACAGGUACACGACAGUCAGAGUGGUACAUUCCCAUUCCAAACAAAAACUCCAAAGGAAAAGAAGAGAGGCCCACCCUUGCUCUGGGCUCCUAGCCCAUCUGAGCAAAAACCUAGUAAUUACCAUAAUUUUAAACCUCGCAUCAAUCACACAAGUGAGUCACAGAGGUACAGAUUUCACAACCACAAACCCACAUUUGUUGAUGAAACUCUCUUUGGUCAUAAGCUGGAAGAGCCAUCGUUUGAAGCUCCAUGGGCAGAAAAGAAAAGGAAGCCCGCCCCACUAAACUGGGCACCUCAAGACUUCUCUUCAUCAAGGCAAAUGACUCAAGCUAAUGCUAACAAUAGUAAUGAACCAUUUUCUCUGGAUGGGAGGCCACCUUCAAGACAAGGGAGGCGACCUGCGAGCACCAGAAACCGUCCAUGCACGGUAGAAAGUGUAGCAAGCUCAAGGUCUUAUUGGAAGCCAUGAAUCAUGUACACAGAACCAAAGGUCUGGUUAAUUUUUUUUCUGAUCCUUGUACACCCAGUGUCAGUAUUUGUUUUAUGAAUCCAUAGUUGACUAUUCAUUUUCUUUUUUUUUUUGUCCAUUUCAGAGUUUUUUUAUGUAAAAUGGAUCCAUGUAUAUGAGAAAUGUAUUCUUUAAAGAUGACUGGUUUAUUGUGAGACAAAAUGAGAGAAAGCAACAUUGUUUUU
Saccostrea cuccullata (small rock oyster) is the source of this 1029-nucleotide messenger RNA. RefSeq names its product RBPJ-interacting and tubulin-associated protein 1-like. Gene Ontology annotation, biological process: nuclear export; Notch signaling pathway. NCBI's taxonomy places the organism in Eukaryota, Metazoa, Mollusca, Bivalvia, Ostreida, Ostreidae. The transcript is spliced from 2 exons. Gene Ontology annotation, molecular function: tubulin binding. Bases 38 to 805 code for a protein of 255 amino acids. The record is from RefSeq and is a predicted model, not a curated record.